AUGAGCGUCCCAAGAGAAAUAUUGAAAUGGAUGCAGUCUCUUGAUCUGUCAUACUCGAUCAAGAAUAUGAGACGAGAUUUUUCAAAUGGAUUUUUAGUCGCUGAAAUGAUCUCCAGAUAUUAUCCAAACGAAGUUGAAAUGCAUAGCUUUGACGUCGGAGUUGGUGUAAAAGCAAAACUUGAUAAUUGGCAGCAACUCGAAAAAUUCUUUAGGAAACAUGCUGUAAAUAUUUCGCGGAAAGUUAUCGACGAUCUUAUUGCUUGUAGACCAAAUUCGUUAAAUCAAGUACUGGAAGAGGUUUACUCAUUUCUUACCGACAAAACAAUCAAAAAAGCAAAACCAGUUAGACCUCCAGUGAUACCAAAUAUUCCAAAUUUUGCUAAACCUACCUUGUCAAAAAGCCACAAAGAUGAUGGCCGAGCUGUUCCUUCUAGUUUUGUGAGUUUGAAGAGAAAUCAAAUUGCACAAGCAAAGGAACCAAACACUGAGACCAAGGAAGAUAAUUAUGCCAUUCCAUCCUUGGAAAUUACACGAGACAGCAAGUCUUCAAGCACAAACAGAUCUAAAUCUUCCCAUCAAAGCCAACGAAGUCAUAGCCACCACAGUGUUGUUCAACAAAAAGGACUGACAUCUGGUUUUAACAGUGUCAUGGAGGACUUGAAUGAUUUGGCAGUUUCUCUGGUUGAAGAAUCUAAUGAAGAGUGGAAGGACCUCUUCAACCUAGACCGAACGAACCCAAUGCAAUCAAUUGUUGCCAAAAUUGACCAGCUUCCCAUCGAUUUUCUUGAAUCGUUGUUUUUAGCCAUCAAAGAGCGAGUUGCCAAUUAUGCAGAAGUAAUGUCGUUCCAACCAAAAGAAUUUUGGAAAUUCAUGAAUCUGUUUGUUCCUUGCAUGAAAGAAGCAUGCCAAACGCAUGCGUUCGAAUGUGUUGUUUCUGUUUUGAAAGCAGUAGGUUUAGAGCUCACGUCAAAGGAUCCUGAUUCUUCGUGGGAUGUUUUUGAAGAUUUUGGACUCCAAAAGUGUCUGGAAAUUGUUGCUUCGCAGCCCACAAAGAGAGAGGAAGUAUUGAACGUCAUUUACAGUUUUUGUAAAUCUGAUAUUCAUUCACACAGAAACACCCUCCUGAAAAUUCAAGAGAAAUGCGGUCAGAUGGAUUCUAGCUUAAUUGUGCACGUGAUGGCAUUGCUGGUGAAGAUGGAGUCGUCCUUGUUAACCAUCAAUGCAGGUUCUUCAGGUCCUGUUCUUUCCGAGGAGCAAAUUCCUCUUUUUGAGUUAUACAUGACUGUAGCAGUCUCUGGGUUGAGUCAUCCAUCUCCAAAAGUACGAGCUUCAAGUCUUGGAAUUAUUCAUACACUUCUUUCCUUUGACGAUGUGGUUUUUGAAAAAGAUGAAAAAUCCAUACCUGCAAUCCCAACUAACUCUGAAGAGAUUUCAUCUCGAAAUCAGCCUUUAUUAUUUGUCAUGCAAAAUUUGUGGUCUCAAAGUAUUGAGCCUCAAUUGAACGACAGUUGGUGGGAAGUUACAGCUCAACUUGUGGUUCUUGGAUCCAAAUGUUUAACUGAAGUUGGAAAGCUCUACAUGAUCGAUUGCAUCAAGGAGUAUGAGGAGGCUAGUGUUCAACUAUUGAGUACAAUCUUGCAUAAGGAAUUGAAUUCCACUCUCAAACACAUUGUCUUGUCUUAUAUAUCUCCUCACUUGAAGAAGUAUGAAACUCACUUUUCGGAGUUAUACCUUGAUAUCUUGUUCUCGUUGAGUGAAGAGGAGCGAGUUUCCCUUUUGGAACAGCCUUCGAAUCAUGUAGAAUUGUUACAAGUUGGUAAUAGCCAACACAAAUUCCCAAUCAUGAGCAUUCCAUUCAGCUGGGACAGUUUAACUGUUGGAAAAACGCUUGCAAAGAGAACAGUACAGCUGGACCACUUGGAAAUUGAACAUUAUGAUGUUCUGAAUGCAUGUGUUUCGGUGGCUCAAAUUGAGGUUUCUGAAGAGGAAGAAGAGAAAGUCUUCAAAGAUACUCUGCCAUCCGAGUGGCUCACAAUUUAUGAUCAACUCCAAAAUCACUUCUAUGUGGGUUUAGUUGAUGAAGAGUUGUGUGAAAUGGCCUCUCAAUUGCUCGUGAAAUUUUGCUCAGUUCUCAGAAAGGAAGUUGUCAAAACCAUGAUACCCCAUGUGAUUAAGACGAUCGAAAUUUUGUUCGCCAACAAUCAAAUGGAACAUCAACAGGAAGUGAUGAGUCAGUUCUUGAUCGGCUUGUAUGGAUUGGGUAGUCCAUUCAGUCAGCCUCUCUUAAAGCUAGCCAAUUCCUUAAUGGAACAAUCUCAACUGGCACAAAAUCCCCGAUUAUCCUACUUUUUCGCAUUCAUUCGUCAACUCCAACAACUGUAA
Messenger RNA from Naegleria lovaniensis, 2382 nucleotides. RefSeq lists its product as uncharacterized. NCBI's taxonomy places the organism in Eukaryota, Heterolobosea, Eutetramitea, Acrasida, Naegleriidae. The transcript has 2 exons. The record is from RefSeq and is a predicted model, not a curated record. Gene Ontology annotation, molecular function: microtubule binding. Gene Ontology annotation, cellular component: axoneme. Gene Ontology annotation, biological process: regulation of cytoskeleton organization. The coding region runs from base 1 to 2382 and encodes 793 amino acids.